This is a messenger RNA of Penicillium waksmanii, 1149 nucleotides long. RefSeq names its product regulatory cyclin phoB (gene phoB). Bases 1 to 1149 code for a protein of 382 amino acids. The transcript has a single exon. The record is from RefSeq and is a predicted model, not a curated record. Gene Ontology annotation, cellular component: nucleus; cyclin-dependent protein kinase holoenzyme complex. Gene Ontology annotation, biological process: regulation of cyclin-dependent protein serine/threonine kinase activity. Lineage: Eukaryota; Fungi; Ascomycota; Eurotiomycetes; Eurotiales; Aspergillaceae. Gene Ontology annotation, molecular function: cyclin-dependent protein serine/threonine kinase regulator activity; protein kinase binding.
AUGUUGGCUUCCUCCCCUUCGCCGUCUACCACCGCUCUGCGUUCCCCACGACCGCAGGCGGGCCAUUAUGAUCCCCCGGCUCCACAGUUCAAUAGUCCUCGCUCCUCACGCUUGGCCAUUGAGGAGUUGCGGACCGCGUUGAAUCGACAUACCGUCGAUCCCAACUCUCCUGAAUCUCCUGCAGACCGUCACCGCAGGCGCGCUUCUGUUUCCGCCACUGCCACUGCGUCUGCGUCUACCCAUACCUAUGCCUCCGCGUCUACAUCUGCUUCCGCCGAUUCCUCUAUUGUCCCCAGCAGCUCCGCAGAUACUGUGACUGUCUCCGAUUCUAUGAUUCCUCCUCCCCCACCCCCUACUGCGUCCUCCGCCGCGGUCCCCGUGAAUCCCCCUUCCAAUCCCUCCGAUCCGAAGGUCUCGAUGCCCGCCCCAGACGGUUCGGGGUCCAAUAAGCGCAACAGCCAGAAUGAUCACCACUCGUCAGAUGGUGCCCCGGCGGGCGCUGGUGAUCCUGAGGGGCAAGUGUCGCAGUCUAAGCGCCUGCGCCCCGCCGAAUCGGAGGCAAAAGUCUUGCCUGCUCAAUAUGAGCACGCCGACCCCCGCGACCUGGUGGUGCUGAUCUCCAGCAUGCUGAUGGAAUUGAUCCGAUUCAACGACAAAAUUCCCCUCAAUGAAGGCCGACUAACGCGCUUCCACUCUCGAUCUCCACCCCGAAUCUCCGUGCAGGAUUACCUACAACGUCUCACCACCCACGCCACCCUCUCCCCUCCGAUCCUCCUCGCCAUGGUCUACUACAUUGACCGUCUCUGUGCGCUAUACCCAGCAUUCACCGUCUCCAGUCUCACUAUCCAUCGUUUCCUGAUCGCCAGUGCAACCGUUGCCAGCAAAGGGCUCAGCGACAGUUUUUGGACGAACAAGACAUAUGCCCGUGUGGGUGGUAUCGGCAUGACCGAGUUGGCCAUGCUGGAAUUGGAAUUCCUAUUCCGUGUGCAAUGGCGCAUCGUUCCACAGCCAGAGGUCUUGGUGGAUUACUAUCAAAGCCUGAUCGAACGAUGCGAUGGCUUCGAAAUCGAACGCCCUAGUGGCGACGAUUCUUCUGUCGCAGCGACGACACCCAACACCAACACCAAUACCAACACCCCUUCUGCAUAG